GCCCUUUGGUGCAGGGGCCAAGGUAGGGCCUGAUGAGCUUGUCCAAAGACAGCCAGAGGGUGAGGGGUCCUCUGUUGCUGCCGAAGUUCGUGCUGCGCUUCGAAUGGCCAACCCGGGUCAGCAGUAUCCUGCCAAAGCUGCUACGAAUGCAAAGAUCAAAGAUGCUGAGACUAAGGGGCCACGUGCAAGCACGAAGUCUCCGGAACCUGUGGCCCGAGCAGCACGAUCCAGGGGAAAGGAGAACACCGAAGUGUCCAAGGCUGCAAAUGAAUCCCUCGAACUCAGCAAAGACUCGAAGGGAUCGGCAGCACCAUCGGAUGCAUCCAGAACUUCCUCAGCAAGUGGUUUCUAUGUUCGCGGCCGCCGAGGCCUGGUUACAGUCGAUAGCCGACCUACUUUGCAGUGGUCAUCCUCUAGCAUUAAUCAGAAGGAUGCCCGGGUGCCACUCUAUGUGGAUGAGUUCUUGCAGCUGGAUGGCCAGGCCUACGACUUAAUCUUCAUGGAUGCAGAGGCUGGGCCAAGGUUGAUGUCGUAUGGGCUUCGAGCGAUGCAAGACUACUUCCUGAAUGACUUUGUCUCGAGCUCCAAGCCUUUUGAUGACCUAGUGGCUGUUGAUGAAGCCUGGAAGCUGGGUGAGACUGUGAUGUCGUGUCAGGAUGUCAUGCUGCAAGCCUUGGAUGCAAUCGAGCAGCAGGCCUCAUACGAUGAAGACGAGUUGCCCAAGCGGAGGGCAGCAGCAGAAACAGCGGCCCAAAAAAUCCUUGAGGCGAAGGCCAACGACAACGAGCGCAAGGGAGCGGUUCAGAAGUGGCUCCAGGGGGAAAUCGAUCGCUUGGUUUGCAAGUCUCGGGAUCUUAAGGAAAAGGCAGGAAAAGCUGCUGAGAAGGCUGGUUGUGCACUCUACAAACUCAUGGGCCUUGUUCAGAAGCAUGGCUUUGCAGAUGAGUUUGCCCAGAAGCUAGAGCUGUGGCGACAGAUGGAUGCAUCCCAGAAGGUUGCUUACGAUGUGCUCACCGCAGCUAAGCAUGCUACUGUGCAGGAGACCCAGGCCGAUCAGCUAGAUGAUGCUGAAUUGGAAUCGACACAAGUCGAUGCUUCUAGGCCGGAAGAUGCUGAUAUCGAUGCUUCUACACAGGUCGAUGGCACAAACGGUGCCUCUGUAGCCUCAGUGCAAGCUGGUGCCGCCGAGCCCUCGCUUGUCCUAGAUGAUGUUGCUAUGGCAUCACAACCCGAUGAAGCUCUCGAGCUGCCAGAUGAAGCUGAGACCCUGCUGUAUGACCCCUAUGGAGGUGUGAAUGGAGAUGACCAGCAGGAUAUCGGUCUUGCUUCCGAGGAAGCACACGCAGCAGAAGGAGGCGGCCAGAAUGAUUCCAAGGAAGCACACACCGUGGAAGGGGGCGGCGAGAAUGAUUCCAAGGAAGCACACACCGGAGAAGGGGGUGGCCAGAAUGAUUCCAAGAAAGCACACACACCAGAAGGGGGUGGCCAGAAUGAUUCCGAGAAAGCACACACCGGAGAAGGGGGUGGCCAGAAUGAUUCCGAGAAAGCACACGCACCAGAAGGGGGUGGCCAGAAUGAUUCCGAGAAAGCACACACUGGAGAUGGGGGUGGCCAGAAUGAUUCCGAGAAAGCACACACCGGAGAAGGGGGUGGUCUGAAUGAUUCCGAGAAAGCACACACCGGAGAAGGGGGUGGUCUGAACCUAGAGAAGCUGGCCAUGGAUGAUAAUGCCGAUGUGCAUUCCGAGACCGGGUCGAUAGAGAUACUGAAUGACGACUCCUUCCUGGAAGCCGAACUAGCAAGGAAGAGCCCGCUGAAGCUCCAGUGCCAGCAGACGCCGCUCAUCCUGUAUAUGGAUGAUGACGAGAUCCAGAAGCUUGAGGCCAAGAAGAAAGCCAAAAGGGAACGCAUGAAGUUCAACCGGUCUCUGGAAAGUGCCAAUUGUCCAGAUGUGAUCUUGCAGAAGGCCGCCGAUGGCAAAUAUGGGACUGAAGUCCUCAAAGAGCUGUUCAAGGUUUACAAGGAAUCCGGAAUGAAUUGGAUGAACAGCUCCAUCGUGCUGGAAGCAAAACGGAAACAGAAGAACACGGUGAUGGGCUCCCGGCACUAUGUCAGCUUCGAAGACUUGAAGAAACAACAUGGACAGGACCGCGCCAUAGCGGUUCGCGAAGAAAAAAAAGCUCUUCAGCGGAUCAAUGGCGACUACCAAGUGGAUGCUCCCUAUUGGUUCAAGCAUCCGGACUGGCAGAAUGACGAGGACAUGGAAAUGUUUCUGGUCUAUGAUACGGCUAAGAGCAAUAAGACUAAGACUGCAAAGCCGAAAAAGACUGCGAAGCCGAACUUCCAAUCGAAAGCCAAUGCAAAGAUCAAAGAUGCAAAGUCGCUGCUGACAGAUGCCAAGAUGUGGGCACACAAAGUGGAUGAAGAACGGAAGAAGAAAGAAGCCGACUCAACUGUGUCACCUGAGAUGUGUGAUGGCUACACGCAUCAGAUCAACUUCUUGGUUGCGAACCUUACCGGGAAGAUUGAUUCCCUGGAAAGUGUCGUGGUUACCGGUACACAGGAAGAAAAACUCAUCACGCCGGGGAUGCAUGAGGUCGAGAAGGCCAUGGAUAAGUAUCAGUCAGGGCAAUGUGGCCACUCGGAGACUGCGGGCAAGCUCAAGUCCAUGGAGAUCAGCUAUGUUGCGGCGCAGAAAGUGGCACAUGAGAUCCAGGGCCUCGGUGUUCGACCACGGCAACCGCUGCUCGACCUCGCGAGUGCCGGAGCUUAUGGCUCCCACGAGUCCAACAUCGAGAGGGAUGUUAUGAGAAGAUCCAUGGAAGAGACUGUGCCCAUCCACUAUGUGGACGUGCCCGUCCGUGCCCGGCAUCCGACGACCAAGGAAUGGUGCACCGAAACAAGGAAAAUGCCUCUGAUCCUUCCUCAUGAGCUUUGUCUCUACUUGUACCGGCGUGGGGCGAAGCACUAUGGCAGCGACGACUGCAAAGCUGAGCUCAAGAAGUUUUGGAGGCACUUCAAGAAGUGCACCAACGAGCAGGUCGCAGCAUCCUUGAACUAUGCAAGCUAUGGCAUUGCCCCCAAGCAGUGGAUCGGAGAUCCUACGAUGGACCCUGUGGCGGAGUUGAACGACAUCGAGCCCGAGAAUCGAUACCAGCCAACCGUCCUAACCGAGAUUCGGGGGGAUUGGAAAUUCUACAAGGACAAAUGUUGCAUGCACUCCCAGCCGGAGUUCCGCCCCUGCACCCUCCGUGAUGGGGCGACUGGAUAUGCCGAGCUUGCAUGCAAAGGUCACAAUGCGACUGGGCAUAAACAUACAUGUACAUGCACCUGCCUCUAG
This is a messenger RNA of Symbiodinium sp. CCMP2456, 3340 nucleotides long. NCBI's taxonomy places the organism in Eukaryota, Dinophyceae, Suessiales, Symbiodiniaceae. The record is from the annotation of a GenBank genome assembly.